Messenger RNA from Oldenlandia corymbosa var. corymbosa, 1164 nucleotides. Lineage: Eukaryota; Viridiplantae; Streptophyta; Magnoliopsida; Gentianales; Rubiaceae. The record is from the annotation of a GenBank genome assembly.
UAAGAUCAUUUGGAUUCGUACCAUUUCUUUUGUUUGUAUUUUUUCCUUCUUUCCCCCCUUCUUUUCCCAUUUUGUGAACGCCAAUAUGUUUAGUAUGAAAAAGCCAUCAACCAAGUUCCCACCCAUAGAAAAUUGUCAAGAAAUUUCCGGCGACCGCCAUUCCGUUGCGGCGGACUUGGACGGAACCCUUCUAAUAUCAAACUCAUCGUUCCCAUAUUUCAUGCUUGUAGCCAUUGAAGCCGGAAGUUUCUUACGUGGGCUAAUCCUCCUCCUCUCCUAUCCCAUCCUAGCCUUUACUUACCUAUUUUUCUCCGAAGCUUUAGCCAUCAAACUCAUCAUUUUCAUUUCCUUUGCCGGGCUUAAAGUCCGGGACAUCGAAGCCGUGUCCCGGGCGGUGCUUCCCCGGUUUUACGCCGACGACGUGAGACAGGAAAGCUUCCAAGUGUUUGAUAAGGGCAAGAGGAAGGUGGUUAUUACGGGGAGUCCAACCAUAAUGGUUGAACCAUUUGUGAAGGAUUUCUUGGGGGCUGACAAAGUGCUUGGAACUGAAAUUGAAGUGAAUCCUAUGACCAACAAAGCCACCGGGUUCGUGAAGAAACCCGGGGUUUUGGUCGGCAAGUGGAAGAAGUUGGCUUUGUUGAAGGAGUUUGGUGAAGAUCAACUGCCUCAUAUUGGAAUCGGAGAUCGGGAAUCAGAUCAUGAUUUCAUGUCCGUUUGCAAGGAAGGAUAUAUGGUGCACAAAAACAAAUUGGCAAUUCCCUUGCCGCAUAACCGACUCAAGACUCCAUUAAUUCUUCACGGUGGCCGGUUGGCGAGGCGGCCGGACCCUCUCAACGCCCUCAUCUUCUAUCUCUGGUUGCCAUUUGGAUUUAUUCUCUCCAUCUUCCGCAUCUGCCAGUCGCGAUGAACCUUAAAACCAACAUGUGCCAUGCAUAACCUGUGAGAUACAAGUUUUGGGACCCAUUUUGGUUUGAUGAACCCUCAAAUCAAACAAUCGAAGAAAUGUUUCUUGAUUCAAAGUCUGAAAAGGCCGGUGAGAAGCAAACGAUUAAUUGAGGUUUGAGGAGGCAAAUCAAGUUUAAAAAGUGAGGUCUUGGGAUUUUGAUGUUUCAUAUGGUGGUAUUAUUAUAAUGUCUUGUUUUUGUACAUUCAUGUUUGUAAUUG